Messenger RNA from Papilio machaon (common yellow swallowtail), 1546 nucleotides. RefSeq lists its product as uncharacterized. The coding region runs from base 99 to 1187 and encodes 362 amino acids. The transcript has 6 exons. NCBI's taxonomy places the organism in Eukaryota, Metazoa, Arthropoda, Insecta, Lepidoptera, Papilionidae. The record is from RefSeq and is a predicted model, not a curated record.
UGAUUGAGCGAUUACAUUGUAAAAUAAAUAAAUAAAGUGAAUUUUGAAAUUCGUAAUCACAGUAAUGUAAAUAAUAAUUAACUUAUCAAAGGAUUUUAAUGAAAAUGGCCCUGUUAGAUUUAAUGCAAAUUUACAAAAACGUAUUUUCGAAAAAGGUUGCACAUUGUGCGUUGUGUUAUAAAAGUGAAGCUGAGACGCAGUUAGUGCAUUCAAGGGUUUACAAAAAGAUCGUUGAAGCUUUAAAAUAUUCAGAACUUUUCACACAGAACAAGCAACUGUGCUACAUGUGCGAGAGACGUAUGACAUCAUUUAUGCGUUUAAUGGACAACCUCCAGCUGGCAGUGGAGGUGCAAAGAGUGUUUAUCAGCGCUGAUAUGUGCGAUGAAUAUAAGAGAAAUAUAAUGCAGGACAAUCUUAAUGCCUAUCAAAACGACUUUAUAAAAUUUAGAAACAGAAUGCAAUUGUACAAAACAAAUACAUUGGUUGUGGAUUCUCUCGAGACUCCAUGUCCACGGUAUCCUUCAAAUACAAAACAACAAUAUCCUAAAACAUCUAAUAUGGAGACGGUAUUUAUAAAUGAUGUAGAACCAUUAAAAGAAAUAGGUACAAAAGUACACACAACAUUACUUAAUACAUUAGAAUUUCCUGUUGCGUUAUCAAAUUCCAACAUGGUAUUAACACUCGGUCCUGACAAUAAUCUUUACAUUGCUCCUUGUAUAACUGUUGAUGGCACAAACAAUACGGAUUCAGACAACAAAAAUACAACAAUAGAAUCUAAUAAUGUGAUAAAAACACAAAACGAAGAAAUAACUUGGAAAGAUAAAUCAAGGAAUAUAUUAAAUUUUCCAAAAAGACCUGAUCUUUUACCGAAAAAGAGAUCACUAGAAGAAGAUGUGACUGUGAAAAAAAAUAAAACACAUAAUCUACCUUUGAUAGUGGAUUGUAAAACGGAUAAAUUUGCAUUCAUUGAAGAUGAAUCCAAAAAUAUGGAACAAGUUGAAGAUACAAUGGAAUCUCAGCCGGAAGUUGUGAAACAUCCGAUCAGAACAGACUCUGCAGUCGAUUGGGAAGACAAAAUACCUAUGGAAGUUAUAUCUUUUGCGGACGAGAAAUCAACUUCAAUGGCAGAAAUAAAAUUAAUAAGUCAGCCUAAGACUAAAGAACCAGAAUAUAUAGAUCUGUCUUGAAAAAUAAAUAGUGAAGUGAAGUGAAAAUUGUGCAAGUUAUUUAAGAAUUGACAAUUUAAAAGUGUUACAAUCACAAUGUCUAAUGGAUUGACAAUAAAGGAAAUUAAAAUUUUGCGACAUGGCAAUACUGAAAACUAACUGUCAAAUUAUUUGACAACGGCUUUUUUUGUUACUUUUUUUCCUAUAUUGAGUUAAGAAAAGCAUUAAAUAAAUUAUUAAAUCUUGUCUGAUCGUUUGUCUGCCGACUUUUUCUUGACAAUUGAGCCCUACGUACACCAGGCUACGUAAAUCUUGUGAAAUCCGGCGAUUUUAGUCGCUAAGCGACUUACGCAAUACAUUAUAGAGGUUCGUUCUUUAGU